GUGCUGCAGACUGUUGAUCAGGAUGAAUUCUGUGGUAUCUUCUAACAGAAGCCAAAUGUGGAAUGAGGGAAAUCGAAGCACGGUGUCUUCUUUUAUUUUGUUGGCCUUUUCAGAAUUUCCAAACCUCCAAUUGCCCCUGUUCCUGGUAUUCUUGAUCAUGUACAUGGUUACUGUGUUGGAAAAUCUUGGUAUGAUUUUUAUCAUCAGGAUGAAUCCCAAACUCCACACUCCUAUGUACUUUUUUCUCAGCCACUUAUCCUUUGUUGAUUUUUGCUAUACAUCUGUAAUUGCACCAAAGCUGUUAGACCUCUUGAUUGUAGAAGAAAAAUCAAUCUCCUUUGAAGGAUGCAUGGCUCAAUAUUUUCUUGGGUGUACAUUUGUGAUUAUAGAGAUGUUCAUGUUAGCAGUGAUGGCCUAUGACAGGUUUGUGGCUGUCUGUAACCCUCUGCUCUACACUGUUGCUAUGUCUCAUGAACUCUGCUCCCUCCUGGUUGUAAUUACUUACAUAUGGGCUGGGACAUUUUCCUCAACUCUCACAUAUAUUCUUUUGCAGCUCUCAUACUGUGGACCUAAUGUCAUCGAUCACUUUUGCUGUGAGUACUCAGCUCUGCUUUCUGUGUCCUGCUCAGACACCUCCUUCAGUCAAAUGGCAUGCCUGGUCAUUUCCAUGUUUAAUGAGGCUUGUUGCCUCUUGAUCAUCAUCACUUCCUAUGUUUUCAUAGUUGUCACUGUCAUCAAAAUUCCCACUAAAGGGGCCUUCCGAAAAGCAUUUUCCACCUGUGCCUCCCACCUGACAGCAAUUGGUGUCUGUCAUGGGAUCGUUCUUCUACUAUACUGUGUGCUCAAAUCCAAAAGUUCACUGUUUCUCGUGAAAGUCGCCACUGUGUUCCACAGCAUGGUUAUCCCUAUGCUGAAUCCCCUCAUCUACAGCCUUAGAAAUAAAGAUGUCAAGGAGACUGUCAGAAAGUUAAUCUACCUGAAAUGUAUUUUUCAUUCAAUAUAACAAACAAGAUUUAAUGACUUUCAUAAAUAUACUUUAUAUAUUUCUUUGAAAAUUUUUAGCUAUUUCUAUGAAUAAUGGAGUGAUAUUCAUUG
Mus caroli (Ryukyu mouse) is the source of this 1095-nucleotide messenger RNA. RefSeq names its product olfactory receptor 1165-like. The record is from RefSeq and is a predicted model, not a curated record. Gene Ontology annotation, molecular function: G protein-coupled receptor activity; olfactory receptor activity. Gene Ontology annotation, biological process: G protein-coupled receptor signaling pathway. Lineage: Eukaryota; Metazoa; Chordata; Mammalia; Rodentia; Muridae. Gene Ontology annotation, cellular component: membrane.